Messenger RNA from Pieris macdunnoughi, 2151 nucleotides. Lineage: Eukaryota; Metazoa; Arthropoda; Insecta; Lepidoptera; Pieridae. The record is from the annotation of a GenBank genome assembly.
AUGUAUUUUGAAAAUGAUUUCGAGAUAGAGGUUUUCAACCAUUCUCAUCUAUUUCAAGUUUUAAGCGGAGGAGUUUGUGACAUUGCAUCAAGAUACGAUAAUGUUAGAAGUGUACCUACACACACAGAAGAUGGAAUACCCAUCAGAAAACUAUAUGUAUCAAAUCUUCCUGCAAAGACUACCCGCUCAGAGCUAUUUGGCAUCUUUGCUCCGUAUGGUUUUAUCAAAAGUUGUUGGUUGAGGAUGGGGGAUAGAGGCCCAAAUAGAUCACCAACUCCGACAUAUGCAUUUGUUACGUUCAGCAAUCCUGCAGAUGCCCACAAGGCGCUGUUGGCUCCAUUUCAUGAAAAGCAGCUUCGUGGUUACAAUCUACGUAUAUCCCCAGCUGACAGUUGGCAUCAACCAGUAGAAGAUAGUGAGGGAAGAGUGCACUGGAAGCCCCUAGGUGAAAGAACUGAUGCCCGAUUAUGCCCUAAUGAUCUUGAUCAGCAUCCUGGAUCUGAGGUGUCAAUUGCUGGUAGUUCAGCAAAUCAUGAUGGUGAAACCAAUUCUCAGAAAUCGGAAGAGGAUGAUGACAGUGAUUCAUAUAAUAUACUGAAUAUUCUCAAUCAAGAUUGCAUGUCACACAUACUUAGCUAUGUACCUGUACUGGAUUUAAUUAGAUCAGAAAGAGUUAGCAAGAGAUGGCGCAAUAUGAUUAAUGAACAUUUACAAGGUAUACGGACAUUUAAAACUUCCUGGUGGCGUGCUACCGGAAUUCGGCUUACCACAGCAGUAUUGCGUCGAUUACUGCAGCGAUUAGGGGGCUCCCUUCAUCAUUUGCAUAUAGAUCACAGCUGGUCUGCACUCAAUGACCGUACAGCUCAUACAGUGGGCAAGUACUGCCCGAACCUUGAAAGUUUAAAGGUUGUUAGUAUGAACACAAAAAAUUGGAAUCCUCUUAUAUAUGGCUGCAAAGAACUUACAGAGUUAACAUUUGUUUCCUGCCAUAAGCUUACUGACUCUAGUUUAGUUCAUGCCGUUAAACCGGAAUCAAAGGUGGAAAAGAUAAGUGUGGCAAAUAAUUCUCAUGUCACAGGCCUAUUUCUUAACAUAACUCAACCGUCUAAACUCACAUCUCUAUCGUUUUAUAACUGUUAUAGUCUUCAAGGGCCAGUGUUGUGCGUGGCUUUAAAUAUCCUACCAAAUCUGACCACCCUUAAGCUUGACUUGUGCCCGAUAUAUGUGUGGAAAGUGAUACCGUUAAUACUAAAUAAAUUGCCUCAGUUAGAAGAACUAUCACUCAGAGAAUAUAUGACGGUGGGUGAGUGUGUUAUGCAAGUCAGUACGGAUGAAUUUUGCAGUUCCUUUGCAACUUUGAAGAAUUUGAAGCGACUUCAUUUGAGUAACAACAUAUAUGUGUCUAAUAGUGUAUUGAAGCAAGUGGGACAGACGUGUCAUGAAUUGGAAUAUCUCAAUAUAUCUAAUUGUAAUUCCAAAUUAAAUUGUGUGCAACCAGGAGCUGGCGAUGAAGGUGUAAUUGCGAUUUGUUCUUCAUGUCCGAGUUUAACCUACUUGGACGUGUCAUAUCUUGCGGGGUUAAGUCACACAGGCCUCAGUGCAAUUGUCAAACUUAAGUCCCUACAAACAUUAAUAUGCCGAGGAAAUCCAGUUGUCACAACCACCCCGUUCAUUGAUAUUGUGGAAAGCUGUCAUUACCUCGAAGAGCUUGAUUUAUGUGGGUGCAACAAUGUGACUGAAGAAAUUAUACCUCCGUUAAUAAAAUCAGUUGAAGCUCACCCGAGAAAGAUAGUCAUGAGAUUAGCUGGCACUGCAGCAUAUUUGGAAAAUGAGGAAAAUGUAGAAGACAGUGAAAACCAUAUUUUGCCAGCGUGGCACAAUCGCCGUGAUACACUAAAUAUCGAUUUUAAAGACGACCGUUGCGACCCAAGAUUACGUCCCGACUUCACUGAUGACGUAUACGAUAAUAGAUCUGAUGGAUCCUUUGAAUAUGGGUUUGAGCAGGACGUCUAUGAAAAUAUUAUUGCCGAGAUGUUUUCAUCAGACGAUGAGAUGUUCUUAGAUGAUGAUCUGGAUUAUGAGGCGAUUGAUGAUGACCUGUUCGAUAAUGGAUUUUUCGUCAUUCCUAAUUCUCACGAAAACAAUAUAUAG